UGUGAUAGCUGGUGCUGGUAUGGAAUCUUCUGUUCUCCCAUGUUCUGCUUCAAUCUUCAGAUUCGAUGUUGAAUAUAAUCUGACACAAGAACAGGUUGAGAUCGUUUGUGAUCACUAUCCUAUUGAGGUUUCUAUAUUACCAUCCCAGUUUAAGUAUAGUGAUCCUUCAUUGAGCAUUGCAGCCUUCAAUAUUCAAAUCUUUGGAGUAACUAAAUCUGGUAAAGACAAUGUCAUGGAUAUUUUAGCCAAGAUUUUGAAUCGUUAUGACCUGAUCUUGAUCCAGGAGAUACGUGAUUCAAGGACAAAUGAACCAGCAGUAAAAGAGCUUCAAGAUUUGGUCAACAGAAACAAUGAAGAUCCAUUCCUGUAUGUGAUCAGUGAGCGACUUGGAAGAUCAAGCAGUAAAGAGCAGUAUGCAUACUUUUACAGACCAAGUAAGCUGGAGCUUGUUACAAGUUAUGUGUUUGAAGAAACACAAGGAGAUGUAUUUCAGAGGGAACCCUAUAUUGCUUACUUCAAAUCACCAACAACUUAUGUGAAGGAGUUUAUAAUAGGUGGUAUUCAUACACAACCAGAUGAAGCAGUUGCAGAGAUAGACAACCUUGUUGAUGUUUACAGUGCCAUCCAAGAGAAGUAUGAAGUUGAGGUAAAAAUUUAAGGAUGUAGCCAAGAGCGAACAUGCAUGCAAGUCAUUUGUGUAUGCUUUAUAACUGAAAGUAACCAUCAUGCAAUUUUUUCAAUAAAGAAAAGAGCUUUAAGGGGAAUCACUUCACCCCUAUAGCAUGUAAAGAAAUGAGAUACCAUAGAAUAUAUUUUCUUUCCAAGAUAGGCCUAUAGCUAGGACUCUGAUAAUAUGCUCCUAGUUCUGAGCUUAACUCUAGCCUGAUAUCAUGAUGUAAAGCAAACUGUGUCUGUGUAAUCUGGGGAAAUUUCAGAGUGAUUUUUAUUGUACCAAUAAUGCACAGUUGUGACUGUGUUAGUGGCAAUGCAACGCACUUGACAGUAAUUACAUCGUGAAUAUCCAAGAUGCCUGCAUCGCAAAUAGCAUAUCAAAUUUAAAUAUUUGCAUUAUUUUUUUUAUAAAACGGGUCAUCGGUAUGAAUUUGUAGUAAAACUUUCAUUUAAAAACAACUCAAAAUUUCCUUGUAUCCUUGUUUCCUUGUUUGACCCCCCCAGACAUAUUUUGUUGCUACGCUGCCGCACAAUUUUUGUCUAGCCUGCAUAGCAGAGUGAGACUAUAGGCGCCGCUUUUUCACUUUUGACGACAUCAAAUCUUAACCAAAGGUUAAGUUUUUGAAAUGACAGCAUAACUUAGAAAGUAUAUGGACCUAGUUCAUGAAACUUGGACAUAAGAUUAAUCAAGUAUUACUGAAUAUCCUGUCUGCGUUUCAGGUCACCUGACCAAGGUCAGAGGUCAUUUAGGGUCAAUUAACUUGGACCAUGUUUGGGGAAUCAAUAUCAAAAUCUUAACCAAGGUUAAGUUUUUGAAAUGUUGUCAUAACUUCAAAAUUAUUUGGACCUAGUUCAUAAAACUUAGACAUAAGGGUAAUGGUGUAUCACUGAAGAUCCUGCCUGAGUUUCAGGUCACAUGAUUAAGGUCAAAGGUCACCUAGGGUCAACAAACUUUGGCCAUGUUGGGGUUAUUUAAGGUUUUGUCAUCAUAAAUUUAAAAUUUUAUUGAUCUAGUUCAUGAAACUUGGACAUAAGAGCAACCAUGUAUCCCUGAAUAUCAUGUGCGAGUUUCAGUUCACAUGAACAAGGUAUAAGGUCAUUUAGGGUCAACAAACUUUGGUAAUGUUGGGGGUAUUUGUGGAACUGUCAUCAUAACUUUAAAAGUUUAUGGAUCUAGUUCAUGAAACUUGGACAUAAGUGCAGCAAUGUAUCCCUGAAUACCCUCUGCACGUUUUAGGAACAUGGCCAAAAUCAAAGGUCAUUUAAACGUCAAUGAACUCUGGCUGUGUUUAUGGAUCUAGCUCAUGAAACAUCGACAUAAGGGUAAUCAAGUAUGAAUGAUUGUUUUGCGCAUGUCUUAGGUCACUAGGCCCGUUUUGAAAGUUUAUAUUUGAUGCACAUGUACACAGCUUGUUUUUUGGUCGUGUACACGUUGUAAGCACUGAGAGCCAGUUAUGUUACGUGAUAUGAUAACUUGCAUUUGGCCUAAGUUUUAUUUUAUUUUGUAAACAGCUUUAAUUCGAUCAAACAUCGAUGCAUCGAAAUUUGAAGGCGGGAAAAUCAAGUCAAUUUUUAUGCUCUGUCAUGACCGCGCAGAAAAGCGCUGAGGCUGGGGUAAGCGUUGCACAAGUGGCUGGAUGCAGAGCAAUAAGGAUUGUCUGUAUUUUCCAUGAUCACAAAACUAACC
Molecule: messenger RNA, 2359 nt
Organism: Lytechinus pictus (painted urchin)
Lineage: Eukaryota; Metazoa; Echinodermata; Echinoidea; Temnopleuroida; Toxopneustidae
Product: deoxyribonuclease-1-like
Exons: 6
Coding region: 20-658 (212 amino acids)
Biological process (GO): DNA catabolic process
Cellular component (GO): nucleus
Molecular function (GO): DNA binding; deoxyribonuclease I activity
Source: RefSeq, a predicted model, not a curated record